Molecule: messenger RNA, 1161 nt
Organism: Fusarium proliferatum ET1
Lineage: Eukaryota; Fungi; Ascomycota; Sordariomycetes; Hypocreales; Nectriaceae
Exons: 1
Coding region: 1-1161 (386 amino acids)
Source: RefSeq, a predicted model, not a curated record
AUGCAUUACCAAGUUGGCCGUGCUUGUGCGGUUGGAGGUUAUGUGGAGCUCUACAAGGAGCUCGAUAUUCUUCCUGAUGUCUCCAUCGCGGAAGAGGCUCGGGACAAUUUACCUGUCUCGCAGGAAAUUUACGAACUAGUGAUGGAUGCACCGAUCCUCUACCAGGUCAUGGACGAUUACAAUAUUGGUCUGUUCGACAAGUCUCAGGUCGGAGCCUGCCUCAAUGGAGACACCUGCGUGCGGUCGACGCUGGAUAAGAGACAACCAAUUCACUACGAAAUAUUCCCUCCGCCAUUUGAUAUCACCGAAGACUGGUGUCUCGGAGCUGGUGGAAAGCGUUUGGAAGAAAGACCCAUCCCAACCAACACCCUGAGUCUCCUCUACACCCCAUUGCCACGGCAUUUACCCACCGUUGACAAGGAUAUACUCAUUCUCAUGGCUGCUUAUACUGGAAACAUCGACCGCUACGCCCGACUACGAAGGCCUCGCACUAUUAAUGGUGAGAUGCAGUGCAUAGUCCGUGGUAUCUACCACAACACCUUCUUUGCCAGGUGGUUCUAUGACCAGCCACACCUCGCUAUGCUCCGAAAGUUUGUCCAUGCACGAUUCAUCAUGAACGACGACCUCACCUGGUUCAAGCACAACCAGCCAAUCUCAAAAGACGACCUGCCGCGCAUCAUCUGGUACCCCCAGCAGGCAGAUGCAACAACCUACAUGGAGCUAUUCCGCCUCUUGCCUGAAGGAAAGCAAAUGGUCGCUCAAGCACUUGUUGUAUGCAACGAACCAAAUGACUUCUUACGUCUUGAGCCUAAACUCACCCCGGAGAUGUACGGAGAGAUCACAAACGAGGUUCGCUCACCACUGUUCCGUGAAUUCAUUGAUCAGCGGGUGACAUAUGAAGAAGAGGAGAAGUUGGCAGACUGGACGGAACUUUUGCAUGAUUGUCAUGGCGUAGCGCCUUAUGAACACUUGGUAUCAAAGGAAAUAAAACCUCAUUUCACACGUGCUCUCGAAGAGGUCACCCUUAACGACAUUGGUUUCGAGAACAGAAAAGCCUAUCCCCCGGAUUUGAAGGAUGCUAGGGAUUUGAUGCGAUUCAUCUCCGCGUUUCCCAAUGAACCUAGGGACCAUUAUAGAGAGGAGCAGGAACGGAGUAUAUGA